AAAGGUACUGUUUUUUUUACAAUACAAUUAAAAACCGUACAUAAAAAUUUUAAAUUACUGGAAGCACUUUCGGCCAAUUUUUGCAGAAACAACAAUUUCCUUUAUAAGAUUAUUAAAGGAUUUUGUUAUAUUACAAAUGAUGGACAAUAGACGCUUCACAGAUGGCGGUGACGUGGAUGCCUCUCAUAUAAAUGUAAGAAGACAACCGAAUUAUUACUAUUUGCCAAUAGUUGGAGGACGAUUUGCCCUCUUCAUGUAUACGGACGCUGUAAUCAAGGUGCAAACAGCAUUAGAAGAAAAAAUUCGUUUACAUCAUAUACGACUGAGACGCCAAAUGCAAAUUCCGGACGACGCUUUUGAGCUACUUAAUGAUUUUAGGGAGAUGGACAAUCCAAAUGCAUUCGUUCCAUGGGUAUUUAAACAGGACUAUAGCAUAAAUAAUCGCGUUAAGCAGUUACAGUUUCAAAGGCGUCUUGACUUUUUCGUCAAGAAGUAUUACACAGAGAGCUGCGCUGAGCUGAAGCAGAUAAUUAAUUAUAGAAAAAAAUGUAGCUAUUUGACAGUGACAUUAUUGACCAUUAUCUGUCUAAUUUGGUAUAUGCUUUGAUUGUAGUGCUCGCAACAAUAACGUGCUGACUACAAUAUUUACCUUCUUCUAUAGUUAGGAUUGGUUUCUGAUCAUCAUAAACCAUCUAAUAUAAAAUGUAGUACCUAUUAUUUAAGCUAAA
Messenger RNA from Teleopsis dalmanni, 728 nucleotides. RefSeq lists its product as uncharacterized. Bases 137 to 607 code for a protein of 156 amino acids. The record is from RefSeq and is a predicted model, not a curated record. NCBI's taxonomy places the organism in Eukaryota, Metazoa, Arthropoda, Insecta, Diptera, Diopsidae. The transcript is spliced from 2 exons.